GGGGAAAUCACGCUCUUUGAUUUUUUCGCAGAGUUUCGAAUAAAAAACAUAAAUCGGAUAAAAAUUUAAUAACAAUAAAUUAAAAAACGGAUACGAAAAAUAAGACAUGUAAUGUUUCUGUCAGAAUCAAGUAAAAAUUCAAAUAUAAGCAAUACUGGUAGUUGCUUUUCUUAUCCCAUUCCUGAAAAUAUUGAAAAAAUCAAAGAAUGUUUAGUACGAGAAGUUAAAAAGCAAAAAGAAAUAGGGCAGUGUUACUCAGCAUUACAACAUAAAUAUGAUAAUUUGCUUAGAAAACAUGCAGAGGCAGAAAAUACAAUUGAUACUUAUCGUAUAAAAAUAAAUAGUAACACUAAUGUUACAAAGCACUCAAACAUAUCCAAUUCUGUACUGCAACUACCACGAAAAGAAAGUAACUGCUUGCUUCGAACAUAUUCACUUCCAAGUUCUUCUAUAACUUGUAAAGAUUCAGACUUUCUAGAGAAUUUUCAAUUGUUAGUAAGACGUGUAAAAAACUUAGAAGAAAAUGUUCAAUGUAUUCAUAAUGGUAUACUUCAAAAUCUUUUUGACAAUGAUUUUGAAUUACUGAAAGUAUUUGAGAUUGUUAAAAAAGAUUACACUAUCAUGUUGAAUGAACUGCAGUUUUUUAACCAAAAAGAAAAAUCAAACAAUUUUUUGGUUGAAAAUAUAGAUGAAUUAAAUAAUUUAGAGUUUGAGCUUUACAAGAUUGGUUUAAGACUUGAAGAAUUGCAUGAAAGUUUAUAUGGAAUGUUAGAAAAAAAUGGGAAAGGAGCAUCUGCAAUAAAUGGGGACGAAAAAGUUAAAGAGAAAUUAAAUGUGCUUUCGCAAAACAUCUGAUUCCGUUGUUAACUCAAGGAAAUGUUCAUUUUCUAUGGAUUUUAAAAUUGAUCCUCAUAAUGAAAUGAGAUGUUAUGCUAAAAAAAAUUCUAUUAUCUUUCAUCCUUUGAACAAUACAGAAGAUAGUGGUUUUAUUGAAAGUGAGCUGAAUAAUCAUAAUGGUAGAAUUUUGGGAACAUCGAUUGAUAAAACGCCCAGUACUAAAAAAAUAGACAGUUCAGGCAAUUUAUUUCAAGAAAAUGAAAUUGACAAAGAUUUUCAAGAACGUUUAGGUUUUUUAAAAGAUUUCAUUUAUGCCAAACAACAUGGAGAAAAGAUAAGAACAUAUAAAGUUACGAAAAAAAAUUGGAAACCAAUGUCAGAUUCACUAUUUUUAGAAAGUGAUUUAUCAUAUGCUAAUGAUCAGUCAACUAAAGAUGCUAAUAAUCAGUCAACUAAAGAUGAACGAGUCAUUAAACCAGAGUCACCAUUGAUGAAAGUUCAAAAUCAAAUCAAUGAAAUUUACUGUAUUGUUCAAAGCAUGAAAAAAACAGUUCAUAAAUAUUUAAAUUGUGAGUAUUUAGAUGAAGAAGAAGUAUGUUCAAGCGAUAGUGACCAACAAUCAUUUUUUUCUCCAUUACCUAUGUCUAAUUUUCCUUCUUCAAAAGUCUUUAAAAUUAAAGGGGAACAAAGUUUACAUUUAAAGAAAAUCUCUUGUGACAGAUUAAAUUCAUUUUCAAGUAAACAAUUGUUUUGUAAUUUUUUUGAACAACAGACAGAAUUAAAUAAGCUAAGUGAAAAAAUUGAUAAACUUGCAGACAAAUUUGACGGUGGCGUGUUUAAGUUUAUUAGCCAAGGAAAUGAAAGAGAAGAAGAAUUUAAAAUACUUCAGAAGUUAGGCGAAAAAAAAAAGAAAUCUGUAGGAAUGCAAACUUUUCAUUCCUGUUUUGCAGAUCAAUGCAUAUGUGAUCAUUUCUUUACAUCAAAGGAUUUGCAAAUGCAAAACACUUAUAACUUUAAAAACUAUUGCAGCUAUUUUCAAAAUGGUGAAACAGUACAAUCUGAUUUAAACCAAAAUAAACAGUCUUGCACGUUUUGCAACACUUGCAACUGUAGAACAGAAUCCCCCAAUUUAACUCCGAAUCAAGUAUAUAAAAAAAACAAUUUAAAUAAUGAAUUAUUGGGAAUAAAUGCUUCAGAAAAUAUGAAAAAGUCUAUAUUGAGGGCAACUUUUGCUGCAAACACAAUGGAGAAGUUAUCCCGAAAGCUCAUCCAUAAUUUUUGUCAAGAUUUUUUCGAUGCAGGACCAGAAGAGUUAUAAGAAUAGUUCCUUUUACAUUUUUAUAUUUAUAAAAAAAAUAUUUAUGCAAUAGAAAAUAAUACAUA
Hydra vulgaris (swiftwater hydra) is the source of this 2220-nucleotide messenger RNA. The record is from RefSeq and is a predicted model, not a curated record. Lineage: Eukaryota; Metazoa; Cnidaria; Hydrozoa; Anthoathecata; Hydridae.